AUGGCAAUCCGUCGUUCUCAGGCACCAGUGAUACUUUUUCCACUCUUUAAGGUACGCUCUAUUCAACACUUGACUUUCAAUAACAAAACCCUUAUCCUUCCUAAAACCCUCUCUACUUCAGCAAUACCAAAUGACUAUCAAACACAACCGCCGUCACGAUCACCAUCCUCUCAUCCUUCUGAUCAAAGUUUUUAUCGAAAUGAUGCCCAAUGGAACUCAAGAACCCAGAUAAAUCCUCCUCCUCCUCCUCCUCAACAGUCGACCCCACAACCUGGAAACUUCAAUCACAAUCAACGCAGCCAAAAUCAGCAAUACCAUCUUCCAAACCAGCUUAAUUAUCAAAAUUAUCCAAACAGGGGAUACCCCAAUCAAGGAUAUGCCUAUCCUAACCAAGGAUAUCCUCAACAACAACCACCUCAGCACCAGCAGCACCAAAACCCUAAUCAAUGGAAUCAAAAUUAUCCUCAGCAGAAUAAUCAAUGGGAUCAAAAUUAUUCUCAGUACCAAAACCCUGGUCAGGCUAGCCCUAAUGUCCGGGGGGAUUAUGGGCAAACCGGAAGCCCAAAUCGAGGGGACAACCGAACUCAGGGAUAUCCACAACAGAGAAACACUGAUCUGUGGGCCUCACGUGUGGGUACCGACAGUCGACCACAUAAUAUGAAUGUUAAUGCUAGUGCUCAUGCUCAUGCUAAUGCUCCAGCUCCGGCUCCGCCUCCUUCGGUUCAUGACUUGGCGCGUUUGUGUCAAGAGGGUAACGUUAAGCGAGCUAUCGAAUUGAUGGAUAAUGGGGUUAAAGCUGAUGCUGAUUGUUUUUAUAGUUUGUUUGAGAAGUGCACCGAACAUGAGGUUGCAAAGAAGGUUCAUGAUUAUUUUUUGCAGUCUACCUUCAGGGGUGAUGUUAAGUUGAACAAUAACGUGAUUAAGAUGUAUGAGAAAUGUGGAAGUAUUACGGAUGCAAGGAGAGUUUUUGAUCAUAUGCCUGACAGGAAUAUGGAUUCGUGGCAUUUGAUGAUAAAUGGGUAUGCAAAUAAUGACCUGGGAGAUGAGGGAUUGCAGCUGUUUGAGCAGAUGAAGAAGUUGGGGUUGGAACCCACCGGGGAAACAUUUCUUGCUGUUUUGUCUGCUUGUGCGAGUGCCGAGGCAGUGGAGGAAGGGUUUUUAUAUUUUGAGGAGAUGAGCAAGAAGUUUGGAAUUAGUCCAACACUUGAGCAUUAUUUGGGGGUUAUAGAUGUUCUCGGAAAGUCUGCUUAUCUUAAUGAAGCUGUGGAGUAUAUUGAGAAACUUCCAUUUGAACCCACAGUGGAAAUUUGGGAGGCAGUGAGGAAGUAUGCUCGAAGUCAUGGAGACAUUGAUCUUGAAGACCACACUGAGGAAUUGAUCGUUUCUAUUGAUCCAUCAAAGGCUGUUGCCAGUAAAAUCCCAACUCCGUCACUGAAGAAGUAUAAUCUGAUCAGCAUGCUUGAAGGAAAGAACAGAAUUACUGAGUUUAGGAAUCCUACGCUUUACAAGGAUGAUGAGAAAUUAAAGCAAUUGCGUGAGAUGAAAACGGGUGGCUAUGUUCCUGAUACUAGAUAUGUUCUUCAUGACAUUGAUCAGGAGGCCAAAGAGCAAGCCUUGCUGUAUCACAGUGAGCGGUUGGCAAUUGCAUAUGGUCUUAUUAGCACUCCACCCAGGAUACCCUUGAGGAUAAUCAAGAACCUCCGUGUGUGCGGGGACUGUCACAAUGCCAUCAAGAUCAUGUCAAAGAUUGUUGGGAGGGAGUUAAUAGUUAGGGACAACAAAAGGUUUCAUCAUUUCAAGGAUGGCAAGUGUUCUUGUGGAGAUUAUUGGUGA
This is a messenger RNA of Dovyalis caffra, 1833 nucleotides long. NCBI's taxonomy places the organism in Eukaryota, Viridiplantae, Streptophyta, Magnoliopsida, Malpighiales, Salicaceae. The record is from the annotation of a GenBank genome assembly.